CAGCGAGUUGGCAUGCUGUCUCUGUCUUUUGGCUCAGUGAGUUGGCAUGCUGUCUCUGUCUCCCAGGUUACAGAGUGCUGAGCAGGGCCGCUCGCUUUUCUCUCGCGAUCAUUGAAUCUCUCUCCCCUCCUCUCUCGCUGCUGUCACUCCAUCCCCGCUCCCAUGGCUGCUCUCCGCCGGCUCCUGUGGGCUCUCCGUGACUCCCACCUCCCGUGGUCGGGGGUCUAUGCCCGGUCAGUGUCCCUGCAGACCCCCGGGUCCCAGUCCAAUGCUAGGCCUUCCUUUCUGCUCCUGGUGUCCGGGGCUGCCGGAGCUGGGCUGGCGCUGGCUUGCUAUGUCACCUAUCGUGAGAGCCGCUUUCAGCACUGGGGAGAGCGACCAUGUCGUGACAUGGAGCCCCCAAACACCGGCACCCGGGGCCCUCGGGGAGGGACACAGCCACGGCGAGGGGCCAGCAUCUUACUGCCUGUCAGUGCUGCCAAGGACACGAGUACAGCUGGAAGACCAGACCUAGAGGAUUUGGACAUGUAUGCCAGUUCCCGGGAACAGCGUUUUCGUGUCUUUGCAUCACUGGAACACGAAGGCCAGUUGUACAUGACUCCGAGAGAUUUCAUAGAAUCUGUUACUACUGAUGAACCAAAAAAUGCUAAAAAUUGGAGGUCACUUUCAAAACAAGAGUUGACUCAGAUGCUAUUAGACACACCACCAGUUUGGAAAGGAUCAUCACGAUUUUUCCGAACGCUUGGAGAUAAAGGAAUAAUUUCAUAUACAGAAUACUUAUUUCUUCUGUGUAUUCUGACAAAACCUCACGCGGGCUUUAAAAUAGCAUUCAACAUGUUUGAUACAGAUGGGAAUCAGAUGGUGGACAGAGAGGAGUUCUUGGUGCUACAAGAGAUUUUCAGAAAGAAAAAUGAAAAGAAAGAAAGAAAGGGAGAAGAAGAAAAAUGUGCUCAACUGCGUCUUCAACUUUAUGGAUACCUUGCAACAACUAACGGUGUACUUAAAACAGAUGAGCAAGAGCAUGUCUCCAGAAGCUAUUGGGAUACACUGAGGCGUAGCACAAGCCAAGCCCUCUUUUCGGACCUUGCAGAGGGUGCUGAUGAGCUCAACAGCUCAAUGAUUCAUACCACACUUCUUGUGCACUUUUUUGGGAAGAAAGGGAAGGUUGAGUUGAAUUUUGAAGAUUUUUAUAGGUUCAUGGAUAACCUCCAAACUGAGGUGCUUGAAAUUGAGUUCCUGUCUUACUCAAAAGGAAUGAACACUAUCAGUGAAGAAGAUUUCGCACACAUUCUCCUGCGAUACACAAAUGUAGAGAAUACAUCAAGCUACCUAGAAAACGUGCGCUUCAGAAUUCCAGAGGAAAAGGGAAUCUCAUUUGAUGAAUUUAGAUCUUUUUUUCAGUUUCUGAAUAAUCUAGAAGAUUUUGCAAUUGCAAUGCAAAUGUAUAACUUUGCAAGUCGUUCUAUUGGUCAAGACGAGUUCAAGCGUGCUGUAUAUGUAGCUACAGGCCUCAAGUUGUCUCCUCAUUUGGUGAACACAGUUUUCAAGAUCUUUGAUGUCGACAGAGAUGAUCAAUUAAGCUAUAAAGAAUUUAUUGGCAUUAUGAAAGACCGUCUGCAUCGGGGGUUUAGGGAACCCUCGAAGCAUGGCUUGCAAGGCUACUACGCGUGUGUGAAGUCCGUGACGAGAAAACACAUUAGAGAGUUCUUGAGAAGUUUCAGGAACAGAGACAUGUUACGAUAAGAAGGCAGCUGCCGGGAUUGGAGCUCUGUGAAUGAAUGCAUGAGCACAGACAGAUAAUUUACCACCACCUUUCUUUCAUUUUUGCCUUAGUUAUUGAUCCAUUAAUGCACUUUUUUUAUUAUGUUGGUUUUUAUAGCAUUAAUAGAAGUAAGGAAGAUCAGCAUGUCUUUUUGAUCCAAGAGUAUUUUUUACAUAUUUAUAUUAGGCAUUAACACAAUAUUGGUAAAUAACAUAUUGCUGAAAUAUAUAUAUAGCGUAUUUUAUGACCUCCUAAAAGCCAUAUUCUGAUCACAUAUAUCUUGCUGCUCCAUACAUCCAAUUGAUCCAUUUUUAUUUAAAGAAAGCUUACAAUUAUAGUAGGUUUUAUCAUGUUGGUAGAGUGAGUAAUGGAGUAGACAUAUCUAUUUUGAUGUACAAUAUGAAUAAUAUGUGAUGUGUACAUACAUUGCUCAGCUAUGUAUGGGCAGCCUAAUAACUUGCCCUACACUAAAAUCCCCACUACAUUUCAUAGUAUAAUAUAAAACGUAUUUUAAGCAGAAUCAUUCCACUUUUACAUCUAAAAAAAUAUAGCAAUAUAACAGGUAAUUAAGCUUUUAAUUCAUAUCCAUUUAUAACUUAUAGAAAACAUGAAGAAGCUGGUUAGAUGUGUCUGUAAGACUGAAAUUCAACUUAAGUGUAAAGUAUAUAGGUUUAGGAUGAGAAAAGUAACCAAGCUAUAUAUAGUUCUGGAAGUGGUGGGAUGGAAAAUGCAACAAAUAUAAUUUACAUAGGUAUUCUUAAUAUAUGGGAAUAUUGAACUCCGCAGAGUAUCCUAUAUAUAUAUAUAUAUAUAAUGAUUUAUUUAUUACAAGAUAAUGUCAAUGUUCUGUUGGAUUUUAUGGUUAAAUGUAUUGAUGUUCUAUUGUCAGCCAAGACAAUAUCCCAUAUGAUUAACCUAUCACCCCGCAACAUUUCAUUUUUGAGAACCAUUUUUUUUUAUUUAGGCCUGUUGUGGUGGGCUUGUGACACUCCAGCUUCAUUUGCUGUGAUUGUAGACAGCUGUGUGGCUAGCUAACCAUUGUUGGAAACUGCAAAGACUGUCCAUCACGGCGUAGACACCGAUUUAACAUGGAGAAUAUCAGCUGAACCUGUUUGUACAUUCCAUGUUUAAGUGUGUAAAAUUAUUUUCUUUAAAAUCCACUGUUAUGGGAGAUUACUAUAAUUAGAAUAUGUUACAAUGAAGAAUGAUACCUAGUCCUCAACAAUUCACAGUGGUUGCUUGAGUUUAUUUAGGAAAUAAAAAAACACUGGAGGACACAGAACAUCUUUAAUGAGUUGCAAAUUAACUUCCAGACACAUCACAGACAUUCUACAACAUUGCACUGAUAUUACCAAAAUAUCUGAUAACCAAAUAAGCCUAUGUGCAUAUGAAUGAUAUUGAAGGAAUUUGAUGCUCUGGUAUAUUUAUUUAUUUUUUCUUCAAUAUAUUGCAUGUUUCACUCUUAUAUUUUAAUUAAACUGGUCAAACAAAUC
This is a messenger RNA of Pelobates fuscus (common spadefoot toad), 3255 nucleotides long. RefSeq names its product mitochondrial calcium uptake family member 3 (gene MICU3). The record is from RefSeq and is a predicted model, not a curated record. Gene Ontology annotation, biological process: calcium import into the mitochondrion; mitochondrial calcium ion homeostasis. Gene Ontology annotation, cellular component: uniplex complex. NCBI's taxonomy places the organism in Eukaryota, Metazoa, Chordata, Amphibia, Anura, Pelobatidae. Gene Ontology annotation, molecular function: calcium ion binding. The transcript has 14 exons. Bases 163 to 1743 code for a protein of 526 amino acids.